AUGAGCUUGACCGACCGAAUUAUCCAUUCCAUCUAUGGGCUUCCACCUCCGACCAGCGGCAUACGCAAAGAGCCAAUGCAGGUGCUGGCCGUCGGAAUCUCACGAAGCGGAACCGACAGUCUCCGCGAAGCUUUGCAUAUUUUGGGAUUUAACCACACCCACCAUGGUUUUGAUACAAUCCUUCCCCCUUCAUCUUUGGAAGGGAUAUACCGACUUUUGCAAAAGAAAUAUACCAACGCCCCUGAAGCCAACACGACCAAUAAAUUGACAGCGGAAGACUUCGACUCAAUUCUACUAAACAGUGUGGGUGUCAGUGAUUUAUUCGCAGCAGAAUUCGCACCCGAACUCAUCGAAGCCUACCCCGACGCGAAAGUCAUCCUGAAUGUCCGCCAGGACCUUGAUAGCUGGUACCGUAGCAUGCAAAACACCAUGGGAUAUUUCGACAAGAAUCCUAUUGAUUGGGACUGGUGCAAAUCUUGGUUCAGCGCGGAUCUUUUCUGGAUUCGCCAAACAAUGUCCAGGACCAUGAUGCCCCGAUUCUUCAGAGGGAGUUUCGAAUCGAACGGGAAGUGGGUCUAUGAACAACAUGUUGCAAUGGUUAGAGGCCUAGGUUUACCGGACGAUCGACUUCUCGAAUGGUCUGUUGAAGAUGGCUGGGAGCCUCUUUGUCGAUUCCUGGGUAAGCCUGUGCCUGAGAUUCCGUUUCCCAGUGGGAAUCCCCCAAAGGCAUGGGCAGAACGAAUCGGAAAGACUAUGGAGGCCCAUCAUAAGCGAGCAGUAAGAAAUAUGCUUAUUUUUGGGGCUUUGACUUUGAUUAUUUCUGUUAUUUUGUAA
Messenger RNA from Penicillium crustosum, 834 nucleotides. RefSeq names its product sulfotransferase family protein. The record is from RefSeq and is a predicted model, not a curated record. NCBI's taxonomy places the organism in Eukaryota, Fungi, Ascomycota, Eurotiomycetes, Eurotiales, Aspergillaceae. The transcript has a single exon. The coding region runs from base 1 to 834 and encodes 277 amino acids.